Messenger RNA from Blepharisma stoltei, 207 nucleotides. Lineage: Eukaryota; Ciliophora; Heterotrichea; Heterotrichida; Blepharismidae. The record is from the annotation of a GenBank genome assembly.
AUGGAAGUGGAUGAACCUCAAACACACACAAAUAUAAUGAGAAAAAUGAUUAUUUCUUAUUUCGAUUGUCCAUCAGCACUUUGGGCAAUUUUUGUCACUGGGAAUUAUUGCUCCUGCACACAAGACAAAAUUUUAUUUUCAAUUUUUAUUAAAAUGUAUAUUGAUACCUAUUUUUUUCGGAAAAAUCGUGCUGAGAAAAAUUGCUAG